CCAAUUGCGUAAGGUUAAAGGACCAAUCCUUUUUCAAUUUUCUUUGAAACGUUAUAUCGUUCCUCCUAAAGUCACAAUCCCGUGCUAAUCUCUUCGCACUUUCCUCAAAUUACCAUUUUUUGAUACAGGACUGUUGAUUUAGACUGAUUAGCAUUUACCCUUAUUGUCAGUUUCUUGUUGAUAGCAAAUUCGUCUGCAUUCUAACUUAUUCAUCAAAAUAACACUUCGCGAUAGGUUGUUAUAUACAGACCGCCCAGAAUCAGACCAAGUUCAGAGUGGCAAAGUUUCAAUUUUGUUGAACAUGCCUGAUUGAUCCGGACUGAAAAGUUAUAAUUUAAUAAAAUGGCAUUUAAAUUCAUGGUACACGAGAACACCUCAGUUACUCAACCACACAACAAACCACAGAAUAUUCUAGAAAGUCUGGCGCAGUUUAAUGUCACUGAGGAAUCCUUGCCGGGUCAUCCUCCAAGGACCCCAAAGUUGAAAAACUCCGGACUUUUCCCGCCAAGUCUGGCGUUGUUUUUGACAUCUGAAGAAAUACGAUCGAGGAAUAUUUCUGGAGAAAGACCGAUUGAUCUGACAGAAAAACUAGAGAAACGAGCAUCUGCUGCCAAAUUCAAUUCAAAGGAAGUAUUUGAGGAAUUUGUGGCCUCGAAUCGGAAGUGCAGAUGGUGCCUGGAUCUGCAGACUGCCCUGGGAGACAUGCAACUGCUGGGACACCUCAUACACGCCCACUUCUCUUUGGUGCUACUCAUCACCUGCAAAAGAGACAUUCACUCUCUCAAGGUGCUCAAAGACUGCUGGACUAGAGGAGUCAUUCGGCCCCCGAAGAACUUCAAGAUCGACCAGAUUGGUGAAGUUGGAUGCUUCGACAUUUCGGUGCUAGAAAGAUGCUCGCCUACUCUAAAUGGGUUCAAACAACACGACAAUUACCACCCACACAACAAUCACCAGAUGUUGACAGAUUUGAUUUGCUCUUCAAUCGUCGACAUGACAGAUCAAAACAGACAGCCAGAUCAGACAAAUAUCCUGCAAGCCUGCAAAGGACGUCAGCAAAAUUUUGGCUCAAAAUUUUCGGAUGAUCAGAUAUUGUCAGCGCUGGAAGGAUUGGCGAAGAACAAGAAGUUGCAGACAACUACAGUUUCUACGCAGUCGGCGCCGAUCUAUUGCAUACUAAGUAACACCAACUUAGCAGACCACAGAAACUCAAAAAGCUCUUGUCACAACAACAACAAUCGACCACUCUCGUUUGUGAACCAACAUGCUGGAGUUACGAAAGAAAACAACCAACUUUUUUUCAACCACGAUAGUGAAAACGAAAAGAAAUUUUUCACACCAUCAGACCCGCCUCGCGAAAGUCCUUCAAAAAGUCCUUCAAAGCCACCUCAAAAACCAGUUCAAAGUAUGAGCAAAAGUGGAUCAACUGAAAAUUCACCGUUCAAUUUUGUAACAAACUACACUAAUCCAACAACUAAUUUAGACUUGAAUAGCGAAAGUGAUUCUCCUAAAAAUUGUGUCCAAACUUUCAGCAAACUUAUUUCGAGGUACAAGCAUAACUCGAGCAGUAUUUAUACCAAGAAAAAUCAAAAUUUGGUCUCUUUCAAUGCCCAGUUUCCGCCAGAAGAUGGUUCAAAUAUCCAAGCAAGUGACAAUUCACCUGUUCAAAUAACGCCCUCGAAGUUUUCUCAAGGUUUUCAGCAGUGCCAAUUUAAAUCUCGCUGUUCUGAAAAUUGCGGCAACAAAGAACUUUGCUCAAUCGUCCGACAAUUUCGUCGGACGAAAAUUGCUGACGCAAAUAAAUGCUGUACUUCAGACACAAGAACAACCAAAGAAGGUUCAAAAUUUUUGCGACCGAGUUCUUUGAAUCGUUCAUCAUAUUCGGGUAAACCAGAAACGUUAGUUAGUAGUAGUUAUAAUAGCGGCUGUUCUACUAAGUUUGUCGCAUACUUACCCGAAGACAUGACGCUCGGUUCGGGAAGUAUUGUAAAAUGCCCGAUUAAUACCCCCCACUGGGCUAAAGAUUUCGACAACAAAGAUUCUCGACGAGUAAAAAGACCAAAAAACUGGGUGGGAAAUUACGCAAGAAGCCCUAGUUAUUUAACUAGCAGCAGUAACCACGCCAAAGUUGAGUACAGUUAUCAUAAUUAUUUUCACCAUCAGUAUAAUAAACAAGCGCGACGACAAAGACGAAAAAACAUGAUUAACUACUCGCCAUCAAGACUCACGACUUCGGACGAAAUUUAUAACGUACUGUGUCGAGGACGAGUCGCUGGAGACAACGAGAGCCGAGCUGACGCAUUUGCGGUAGUCAACACACCGAUGAAUACUCGAGCGAUGGCUCGGAUCCAAGUCAUGUCUUCGGACGACUCGGUUUUCAGCUACUACCGAGCAAAAUACGAACACCGUGGCCGGCGACAUCGACGUACGACCCGGAAACGAGAGGCCGAGAAACGAAACAAUUCAUUUGUAACUGAACCCUCGAUCAAACUGGGAGAUUUGAUUUCUCCGAGAAGCUGUAAGAAUGACGGAUCCGACAACUCGGAGACGUCGGCUAGUGUAAAAAAUGACGAGCUGCGUCUUCAGAAUACGACAUGCAAAAAGGAAAACGAAGACUCUGGCGUUAUGAUUGAUUCGCAUUCGCCGAAUCAUUUUGCGUCGAGACAUUAAGGAAGUUCAAUGAACUAAAAAAUUGAUUGAUUGAGACAAUCUGUCCGUGGUGCAUUUUAAAUGUAAUUCUUAUUUUUUGCGGUGUCUUUUAUGUUUUAAGUGGUUACAAUAUUUGUCUCUUGAAUUCAAUAUUUUUUCAAUUAGCUGAUCGAGAUACGCAUCUCUGAAUACUGAAUCUCAAGAAAAAAAUCGAUAAUUUCACGCGGUUCUAAAAUUAUAACGACGAACAUGAAAUGGGUUAAAUCGAUUUCAUCAUGCUAGAAACUC
This is a messenger RNA of Symsagittifera roscoffensis, 2934 nucleotides long. RefSeq lists its product as uncharacterized. Lineage: Eukaryota; Metazoa; Xenacoelomorpha; Acoela; Convolutidae. Gene Ontology annotation, cellular component: cytoplasm; nucleus. The record is from RefSeq and is a predicted model, not a curated record. Gene Ontology annotation, molecular function: RNA polymerase II transcription regulatory region sequence-specific DNA binding. The coding region runs from base 343 to 2667 and encodes 774 amino acids. Gene Ontology annotation, biological process: regulation of transcription by RNA polymerase II. The transcript has 8 exons.